AUGUCACCUACGACCAAAACCAAAACCACCGACGAUGACAUCGAAAGCGGCGGCGGCCAAAGCGAGACAACCACCAUCGACAACGAGGAGACACCACUCUUGGUAAGCCAAGGUGAUGAUGGUCACCGGCCAGGGCGUUAUAACGAGACUGUCGAAGAGACCGAACAAAACGAAACAAGCAGAUAUACCCGCAGUUACUUUGCAUGGAGGAUAUUAUGGGCGGUUGCCGCGAUCACCGUGACGGCCGUCUUUGUCAAGGCUUGGGUCGAUGCUGGGGCGGAUGUCAACUUCGAUUUUAAGGGUGCUCUCAAACGGGCUCUGGGGGGUGGUAUAAGUGGUGCUACGGCCAUGGUGCUUCAGGUGUUGCUUUUGAUGCCAUUGCGAACAAUUAUGAACUACCAAUACCGCUUUGGCACCUCGUUCACCACUGCGACCAAGGCUCUUUACCGACAAGGUGGUCUGCGUCGGUACUACGAUGGGAUGGGUGCUGCUCUCUUCCAAGGCCCAGCGGCCCGCUUCGGCGACACGGCCGCCAACGCCGGCAUCCACGCCUUGCUGCAAUCCAACUCCUUCCUCAAGCGUCUCCCCAUCACCAUCCAGGACAUUUUUGCGUCGCUCUGCGCCGCCGCCUUCCGCAUGAUUCUCACGCCCAUCGACACUUUGAAAACCACGCUGCAAGCCCAGGGACCUCGCGGGACAGCCAUCCUCCGCCAGCGCAUCAAGACGGACGGCAUCGGCAGUCUCUGGUGGGGCGCGUUUGCGACGGCCGCGGCGACUUUUGUGGGCAAUUACCCCUGGUAUGCCACGCAUGAUUAUCUACUGGAGAUCAUACCGGAGCCGGCGAAGGACCGGGAGUUGGCAAUCUGGUUGCUGAGACUGGCGUUUGCCGGGUUCGUGGCGAGCGUGGUAAGCGAUUCGGUGUCGAAUUCGUUGAGGGUGGUGAAGACGUAUCGGCAGGUUAAUGAUAAGGAGGUUUCUUAUUCCGAAGCAGCGAGGUUGGUCAUUGUCAACGAUGGCAUCAAGGGCUUGCUUGGCCGCGGGCUGAAGACACGCAUCUUGUGCAAUGGUCUUCAGGGGUUGAUGUUUUCCAUUUUGUGGAAGUUGUUUCUUGAUCUGUGGAACAAGAAGACGGCCCAUCUUUAA
Sordaria macrospora k-hell is the source of this 1143-nucleotide messenger RNA. RefSeq lists its product as uncharacterized. The record is from RefSeq and is a predicted model, not a curated record. Lineage: Eukaryota; Fungi; Ascomycota; Sordariomycetes; Sordariales; Sordariaceae.